This is a messenger RNA of Penicillium brasilianum, 3792 nucleotides long. The record is from the annotation of a GenBank genome assembly. Lineage: Eukaryota; Fungi; Ascomycota; Eurotiomycetes; Eurotiales; Aspergillaceae.
AUGGAGAGCUCUAGGACGCAUCAGAGUCUUGAGCACAAAGCGGAUCGCAGGGUGAGAGAACUUUACCGCUAUUAUCAGCCUGCUGGCUCCUCCGGCUUGAUUCCCUCUUGGCUGCGUACGGGUGAAGAUUUACCGUCCUCUGGCUCUGCAGGGACCCCGAGCACUCCGGCUGCUGGCGAUGGCUCAUCACAGGGCAGCAGCAGUGGCACCGCGCGCCCCUCGACUGCGAUAGGCCCAGAUCCGCUCGUGCUGGGUUCGACCAACGACACCUUGACUUCAUUUGCGCAACUUGCAGCAUUGCGGUUGAACGCAGAACGCGCUUUCAUUGUCGUUCUCGAUCGGGACCGUCAGUAUAUUCUCGCCGAAGCUACGAAAUCGGUCAAUAUAAACGAUAAAACCGUUUAUGACCACAAUGACAACCUUUGGAUUGGAUCAACCGGAAGUCGCAGAGCAUGGAGCUUGUGCCAGGAAACUGCUGCUUUACCUCCAUCCGAUCGCGAAACGCCCCAUUACGAAUUCCUCACAGUCAAUAACUUGGCGGAACACGACCGUUAUAGCCAACUACCUUUCGUGGCAAACGAACCGCAUUUUCGAUUCUUUGCUGGAACGCCCUUGACGACGGACCACAACAUCAAUUUGGGCUGCUUUUUUAUUCUGGACAAAACCCCCCGGGACGGCUUGACACCGUUGGAGAAGGAUACCCUCGGAUCGCUGUCGACAUUGGUGAUGGAUUACAUGAAAAUUUGUCGACAGGCGUCUGACGGCCGACGAGCGGCACGCCUUUCCAAAGGGUUGAGCUUUUUCGUCGAAGGAAGCUCGAGCUUCAUCGACAGUGUCGAUCCAUCCCGCGCUGAUAGUUCUGCUCGGUAUUCUGUAACGCCAGCGUCCACAAAUAACCGUAUCAGCAUGUCGGGGGGAUCUCGCGGGAGUCACAACUCUGAUCGUGCAUCCAACGAGGUAUCGCAUAGCCCACAGAAUGACCGAUCGCUUAGCAGCGAUACUCGAUCCACGAGUUCUGGCGCUUCAGGUGUCUCGUUUUCAAAAGAGAAUACGGGAACCUCUGGUGCGGCUAGUUCGCUCCCUGAGUGGCUCACCAGCAGUAGUCGCAAUCGACUUCCGCCUGACGAUUCGCAUGGUAACUCGUGGUGCUUCCGCCGUGCAGCGAACCUCCUUCGUGAAAGUCUUGAUUUGGACAACGAUGGUGGCGUCGUCUUCUACGAAGCCACCAACGACAACUUUGUGGACGGGGAUGGUGGAAGUGAUUGCUCUAGUAGCGAUGCGGGUGGUCCUGCGACGAUCUUAUCCAUGUCGACCAACGAAGAUCCUUUCUCACCUACAGCGGGAUCGGUGGUUACGUCUCCAGCGGCCCAUCUCGAUCGGUCAUUCCUCAGCCUGAUCCUUCGGCGAUACCCAAGAGGCAAGUUGUGGUCUUUCCAUCGUGAUGGACUGAUCUCAACAUCCGAUGAUGAUGAUGAUCAGAAGCCUAGCGAUGGUAAAAUAACCUCUACUACUCGCUCGCCGCCUGGUGCUCCGGCCGUCGACAUUACAAAGUCGCUGGGCAAGAAGAAGAAGGCCGUAGAGAAUUCCUGGCUCAAUCAGUACUUCCCGGGUGCCACGCAGAUUAUGUUUGUCCCCCUGUGGAAUGCAGUAAGCUCGCAGUGGUUUGCUGGUUGCUUUUGCUAUACCACCCUUGAAACCCAAGUGUUCUCUUCUUCUGUUGAGCUGAGCUCCGUCCUCGGGUUCGGCUCGUCGGUUAUGGCUGAGUAUAGCCGUGUGGAAUCUCUUAUUGCCGAUCGACAAAAAGGUGAUUUUAUCGGCAGUAUCUCACACGAGCUCCGAAGUCCACUUCAUGGUAUCUUGGCGGCGGCGGAGUUCUUGAACGGCACUCACCUUAAUGAAUUCCAACAUUCCCUACUCGAAACAGUCAACGCUUGCGGCAGAACACUCCUUGAUACCAUGAAUCAAGUGCUGGAUUUCAGCAAGGUCGUCUCUCUGGAGCGUACCUGGCGUUCUUUGAAACGGAGGAAGGAACCGACCCUCGAUUUCAGGGGGAAAGACGAGCUCGCAUCUCAUCUGGACUCUUACGUGGAUACAGACAUUGCCAUCCUUGCCGAAGAAGUUGUGGAAGGGAUCUGUCUCGGUCAUGCGUACGGCCAGAAUUCUACCGCUUCUGCCGACCUGCCGGUUCUACUUUCCCAUAAUCAAACAAAACAAGCGGGUACUCGCAACAAUGUCCAUGUCUCGAUUGAUGUUCAACACCAGGAUUGGGUAUACCGGACCCAACCGGGUGCUUUGCGUCGAAUCGUCAUGAAUAUUUUCGGCAACGCGAUGAAGUAUACUGAAGAGGGCCGAGUCUCUCUGACUUUAGAGGCUGCCAGUCAUUCCGAGGGCCGCUCCCGCCGGCAGGGCUUGGAAGAUAUGGUCACUCUGACGGUGUCAGAUACCGGAAGAGGCAUAUCGGAGGAGUUUCUGCGCGGCAAGUUGUACACCCCGUUUGCCCAGGAAGACUCUCUUGCCGUCGGCACAGGGCUGGGCCUUUCUAUCGUACGCAGCCUUGUCAGAGCCCUUAAUGGCCACAUCCGCAUUCGCAGUCGCCCCGGCGAAGGUACAAUCGUCCGCGUGACCUUACCCUUAGCACGUCCGGUCGGUGAAGAGAGUCCGCCAGUUGAGCCACAUACCUAUAACGUCCAACAGCGCGAAAUCCUGACCGAAACGCUUAAGUUGCGCGAAGGUUACACUGGGAAACGAGCUGCCAUCUGGGGGAUUGAUUCUGAGAACCUCGGCCAGGAUGAGACGUGGGGUGGAAUCGCCAAGUACCUUACCGAAUGGUUUGGCAUAGAGGUCGUUUCUUGGCCUUGUUCGCUGCCUCUGGAUAUUUUACUCAUAAGGGAGAGUGGUCUCCAAGACCUGCGAAAAGUUGAUCUUUCUGCGACCCUUCCUUCUCUUCUGAUCCUUUGCUCCAAACCUGUGGACUACAGCGUGGCGCAGUCUGAGUGGUUGCCUCUUGCCUCCUCUGUGGACAUUAUAAGACGCCCGUGCGGUCCCCACAAACUAGCUCGGAGUGUUUUGAAGUGCUUGCGAAAAUCUCAAUCAACGGUUGUCACGCCUGCGUGCGUUGCGAAUGAUCCGAUGGAGUCUGUGGAACUCGUUAUUCGAGACCUACCCAAAACUUCUAGCGUUCCUUCCCCGGUCAGCACUUACCCGAUUGACGACUCUCUUCCAGAUCUUGGACCUGAGACGACAGUCAGUGCUGACCCCGCAUCUCCGGGCGAGCCUCCUCCUGACGCCCCGUCAGUCAUUUCCGCACCACCAGAAGCUAUUGCUGCCGCUCCGUUGCCCCGACCACUCGUUGAAGGGGCCGUUGAAGCAAAGCGGCCGAUACAGGUCCUCGUGGUCGACGACAAUUGCAUCAAUCUCAACCUUAUGAUGACGUUUAUGAAGAAGCGCCAUCUUUCCGAACUUGUCGCCGCAGAGAAUGGCAAGCUAGCUGUGGAGGCUGUGGAGCGAAUGUCGACUGGCUUUGAUAUCAUUUUCAUGGAUAUCUCAAUGCCAGUUAUGAAUGGGUUUGAAGCAACCCGUGCCAUUCGUGCACUGGAGCGAGAGAGCGAUGGCCGCAGGCCGGCAAUUAUCAUCGCUCUGACUGGACUGAGCAGUUCUCGGGAUGAGUCCGAGGCUUUGGCUUCCGGUGUUGAUUUCUUCCUUACCAAACCAGUCUCUUUCCGUAAGGUUUCCCGCCUUUUGGAUGAAUGGGAAAGGGAUGGUCUUAAAAAGGAGCGAAAGUCAGAAACAUGA